CUCUGCUGUGAUUAAAAAUGUGUGCAACCCAUGCCUGGCCCAGAAGCUGAACUUUUUCUGUGAGGAAGCUUUGUGUUGGACAAUUUACAUCAAAGGGAAUGGCUAUGAUGUAGCAUUUGCUCCCGUGAUCAGAUACAGAUAGUUACAUAGUCCCAGUAUUAAGUUAGUAAGGAUUAAAAGAAAGGGAAAGCCCAUGUAGUGAAAGUCAGGCGUUUGCAGCCCUUGUACACAAAAGGAUCUUCAAAUCCUUCCAUUGUUAGAAAUUACACAAAUACUCAGAGCCUUCUGCCAAACAAUUGUCCACCAGAAAAUCCUCAUUGCGUGUGGUGGCACACACACUUUAAUCCUGUCAUUCUGGAGGCGGAUGAUCAAACACUUGAGACCAUGCAUGACUGCAAGGGGAGUUUGAGGCCGGCCUGGGAUGUGUGCAAUCAGGACUCAAAACAAUAAGGAAAGGACACAAUAAGGAAAGAUAAAAGUUUUUAUCUAUGAUUAUACACUGCAUUUUUCUCUUACGAUGGAAAAAUAACCUCCCAUACAACUAGAAUAGAAUUUAGAGAAACAUCGUAGGAAUGUGGUUGUGUUGUCAGAAGGGAAACAUUUCCCCCCCUUCAGGUGAGAGACCUGGAUUGCUAAGUUGCAGUGACUCUCCCAUCUCAGCAUCUCAAGUAGAUGGGACUACAGGCACAUUACUGUGCAAAGUGAAAAAAGAUGAUUCAAACAAAAAACGGUGUGUGUGUGUGAAAAUAUAGUUGAGUGGUAGGACUGGUUUGCUCAAAGCCUUUCUAGUAUGCAUUGCUCUUCCCAUACAUCUAACCAACGAUCGCAGGUCAUCUAAUAAGUAUAGGGCUCUCAAAUGGUGUGAAUUAGCUAAAGAAGAGUAAUCUUAGUUUCUUGGUAAUCAAUCUCAUGUCCCAAGACCAUGUAGGGGGAAAUAUACAUGUUAAGCAAGCUCUCUACCACUACUAUUUCUCUUGUCUUCUUUUUGAGACAGGCUUUCAGUAAAUUUCCCAGGCUGCCUUGAACGCACUCUGUUGCUCAGGCAAGUCUUGAAGUUGCAGUUCUCCUCGGCUGGGCUUGUGUUCUUGCCUUUCACCCACCUCCUGGCCUGGAGACUUGGGAGUUCUCACUUUUCGAUGAUCUAAACUAGUGUUUUCUGUCUCCUCUAGAUAGAUCCUUUGCAGGUGAGGUCAUGUGCAGUUAUUCUCCCAGCCUGUCUCAUCCGAGUUUCCCUUACACCUGAAGGUUCACGUUACACAGCUCCUGUUGCUCUCUUGAAGUCUUGUGAUGCCCUUCUACUUAACACCCUUGCGCAGACUUAAAAGGUCUGAGUUCUGCACGCAGUCUCUGCACCUUUCCUUUGAUGACACCCCCCCCUUUUAAAAAACAAACUGUUCAAACUGGAUUUAGCCUCCUCAAUGUUGCACUUGAAAGAAAAGCGUAUUUUUGCCUGUAACCUCUUGUGAUGGCUUUCAGAGGCUUACCAAUUGUGGUACCUACCGUGGCACCGCCCAAACAAUAACUCUUAUUGUUAAUUUCUAGGGUAGGUCAGUCAGAUUCGGAGAAACUCGGGACAUCAUCCGUAUUCUGCUAUGUUGCAGGAAUUCUCUUAAACGUCACCCAUUUACCUCUGUAAGGGCACACGGGAUGACCCGGGCGUGUCUCCACCUUGGGAGAGGCCCGUUGGUCGGUCGGGCGCAGCGCUCUGGGGCUGCGUCCUUCGCGCCCCUGGCAGUCUCAGCCUUCCCUCGCGAGGCGCCGCACACCGAGCGCCUCUCGUGCAAGGGCGAGGGGUUCGUAGAGUGCGAGUCCGUUAGGCAAAGUGGGGUACAGGACUAGCUCGGGCACUGGCAGCCCAUGUGGGUCGGGACUGACCCCCUAAAGCGGGCAGGAGCGCGGAUGAAAAGCUGCGGAUUAAGGGUAGAACUACCGCCCCUGCAAACCUGAACGAACUCUGGAUUACUACCCAGUCCCUGCGGGGAGCUGAUUAGCGCCAUUCCCCUCCCCCACUCCGGCGGGUAGGUCUAGAGAACGGUUUGAAGGUAGCCGCAUGCGCAUUAAGUAAAACAAGAAACCGCUGAGACGCCAAGCGCAAUAAUUGCAAAAAGGCGCAGGCGCAGAAAGAAAAAAAAAAAACAACCAAAAACACCUCGGUCAGUUUAUGAAGAGGGCUGAGCCCAAACGCAUGCGUGUAAUAAUAGGACGGCGGGAGAGAGCUCGGGGUUUCUUAAUACGCAUGCGUCCAAUCUCUCUGUGACGCAAGUGGGGCGGGGCCGGCAACAGGGUGCGCGUGCGCAGAGCUUGCUGGAAGGGCUUUAUUUAGCCUGCGCAGGCGCCCGCUUAUCAUUUCUCCUCAGCCACGCCGAGGCUUUUUGUGGAGCCCCGCAAUCUGUGUGGACGCCAGGACCACCGAAGGGACGAUGAUGCUGGGAGCAGAAGGCGGAGAGGGCUUCGUGGUGAAGGUCCGGGGCUUGCCCUGGUCCUGCUCCGCGGAUGAAGUGCAGCGCUUUUUUUCUGACUGCAAAAUUCAAAAUGGGGCUCAAGGUAUUCGUUUCAUCUACACCAGAGAAGGCAGACCAAGUGGCGAGGCUUUUGUUGAACUUGAAUCAGAAGAUGAAGUCAAAUUGGCCUUGAAAAAAGACAGAGAAACUAUGGGACACAGAUAUGUUGAAGUAUUCAAGUCAAACAACGUUGAAAUGGAUUGGGUGUUGAAGCAUACUGGUCCAAAUAGUCCUGACACAGCCAAUGAUGGCUUUGUACGGCUUAGAGGACUCCCUUUUGGAUGUAGCAAGGAAGAAAUUGUUCAGUUCUUCUCAGGUAUGUAGUCCUGUUUGUUGCUGAGCAGUGAGGUAUGGCAGCUUCUGGCGACAUGAAUUAGUAUUAGUAGACCUUUAAAAAGUUGAAUAGUCUAGGUACUUAAAGUAGGCUGUUGAAUAUAUGUUGUUGAAUUCACAUUUUCUUCCUGGAGACCUUCAAAUAACUUAAGCCCAUCUUAAAGGUGGAAAUUAGAAGUAUUUCCAAAGUGUUAACUUUGCCUAUAUUUAGUAUUGUAGUUCAGAGUAGACCUUUGAGGAUUCUACUCAGCCAUCUUAACUUCCUCAUAUUGCUGUUUAGCAAAGUACUUCAAGUUAAAGGUAAGCUCUUUUAACAUUAGAUUAGUGUGAGUCUAGAUUGUUACAGUUUAUGGUGUUAUAACUUAUUUUCCGUCAUGGGACCAGAAAUAUUUUAGCUAGUGUAAUUCUCUGUAUGAAAAUUGUUAUGAAAGGAACUUGGCUUAGGUAGCCUAUUAGAAGUCAAAAAAGUAAAUUGUAGCAAGUGUAGGUUGAAUGCUUGUAGUCUCAAUAUGAAAGCAGUAUAGAAGUUUUUGAAGUUGUUCUGGGCCUAAAGUAUUUGAAUGUUUUUAUGUUGAAGAGCUGAUAGGAUUUGCAUGCUUAGCAGAAUGUUAAAUCUUGUAUAUUUUAAGUACUAUUAAUACUCUUGAUGACAUAGACAGAAUUAAUCAAAUAUCUUAAUAGUUUUUAGCAUAGUAUGUAUUAGAACUUUGACUAGAACUUUAUAUAUGUAUCAAUUUGUAAUAUUUUAUAGUUUGAAAUCAAGUCUGUUUUGUUUUAUCUAAAUUGGUGAGAAUUGAAUGCUAUCUGUCAACGUUAAAUAUGAACAUAAUUUCAUAUCUUCUAGGAAAGUGCUUUAAGGCCUUUUUGUAAGCUUGGGAAUGUAUCCACGGGAAGGAUUUUUCAUAGACGGAAUUUCCAGAAGUGAAUCAUACUACUGUUAGAACAUAAGAGUGCAUGAUUGCUUUGUAGAUAGUUAUUGUUGAAAGUUUAGUUUGUAUGUUUGUCAAUUAUGAUUUUUAAAAUGUUUUCAAUUUUUACAUAAACUGUUUAAAUGUGUAAUUUUAAAAUUGAAGUUCCAAUAACUUAAAAAGAAUUGAAAUAUAUGAGGUUAAAAGGUUUCUUAUUUUACUUAAAUUGUUAUUUUAAUGCUUAAAAAAUUUAAAGUUCUUGUAUAAUUCUAUUAAGAUGCAUAGAUUAAAAUGUUUUUAAUUGUUGAAUUCUUAAUGCACCCUCUGGAGUAUAACACUUUUUUUUCUUUACUGUAUAUACUAUGCCUUGGGUGUGUUAAGAAUUGAGUUAUACUCUUUAUAGUGGAACUUCUUAUUAUUGCAAUGCAUAUUUUAAGAGUACUUGUUGAAAGCAUACCAUUCACCUAAAGUUAAAAUUCUGGUUUAUUUAAAGCUAUAAGAAGAAUCAUUUCUGGGCUUGUGAUGUUAAUAUUGCCCCCCUACUGGGGUUAUUUGUCCUUGGGUUGAAGGGUUGGAAAUCGUGCCAAAUGGGAUAACAUUGCCGGUGGACUUCCAGGGGAGGAGUACGGGGGAGGCCUUCGUGCAGUUUGCUUCACAGGAAAUAGCUGAAAAGGCUCUAAAGAAACACAAGGAAAGAAUAGGGCACAGGUAUAUUGAAAUAUUUAAGAGCAGUCGAGCUGAAGUUAGAACUCAUUAUGACCCACCACGAAAACUUAUGGCCAUGCAGCGGCCAGGUCCCUAUGACAGACCUGGGGCUGGCAGAGGGUAUAACAGCAUUGGCAGAGGAGCUGGUUUUGAGAGGAUGAGGCGUGGUGCUUAUGGUGGAGGCUAUGGAGGCUAUGAUGAUUAUAAUGGCUAUAAUGAUGGCUAUGGAUUUGGUUCAGAUAGAUUUGGAAGAGACCUCAAUUAUUGUUUUUCAGGAAUGUCUGACCACAGAUAUGGGGACGGUGGCUCUACUUUCCAGAGUACAACCGGACACUGUGUACACAUGCGGGGAUUACCAUACAGAGCUACUGAGAAUGACAUUUAUAAUUUUUUUUCACCACUCAACCCUGUGAGAGUACAUAUUGAGAUUGGACCUGAUGGCAGAGUAACUGGUGAAGCAGAUGUUGAGUUCGCAACCCAUGAAGAUGCUGUUGCAGCUAUGUCAAAAGAUAAAGCAAAUAUGCAACACAGAUAUGUAGAGCUCUUCUUGAAUUCUACAGCAGGAGCAAGCGGUGGUGCUUACGAACACAGAUAUGUAGAACUCUUCUUGAAUUCUACAGCAGGAGCAAGCGGUGGUGCUUAUGGUAGCCAAAUGAUGGGAGGCAUGGGCUUGUCAAACCAGUCCAGUUACGGUGGCCCAGCCAGCCAGCAGCUGAGUGGUGGUUAUGGAGGUGGUUACGGUGGCCAGAGCAGCAUGAGCGGAUAUGACCAAGUUUUACAGGAAAACUCCAGUGAUUUUCAAUCAAACAUUGCAUAGGUAGCCAAGGAGCAGUGAACAGCAGCUACUACAGUAAUGGAAGCCGAGCAUCUAUGGGCGUGAAUGGAAUGGGAGGGAUGUCUAGCAUGUCUAGUAUGAGUGGUGGAUGGGGAAUGUAAUUGAUUUUGAUCACUGACUCUUGGUCAAAAAGAAAUUUUUUAAAAAACCCCUCAGUUUAACAGAUUUUGCAAUCCAUCCAGCCUUGUGGUUUUAUGCCUGCUCUUAAGUGAACAUUGGCGUCGCUCAAAGAAGGCUCAAUGUUGAGCAUAGCAGUCACCUAGGAUGAUAGAGCAAAGCUGAGUGAACUGUAACUGUUAAACUUAAUUCCUAGCUUUUCUCUAGUUACUGUAGGAUGUACGUAAGCAGUAAGUGUAUUUAGGUUAAAGCAGUUGAAUUAUGUUAAAUGUUGCUCUUAUACAUACAUUGAACACUGUUGAUGCAUGUUGAAAAACAUGCUUUUUUGUAAAACUAUAGGAGCUGCGUCUACAAUUAAAGUGAUACAUUUGGCAUGUUUGUUAAUUCUAAAUUUAUUUGAUAACCUGUAAGGCACGUGAGUUUAAAGCUCUUUUUUUUUAUUUUUAAGUUAAUGGAGAAGUUUUGAGAGACAAUACCAUUAUUUUUUAGGAUUUUUGGUCUUAGUGUUUGUAUGAAAUUCUGAGGCCUUGAUUUAAGUCUUUCAUUGUAUUGUGAUUUCUUUUUAGGUGUAUUGCGCUAAGUGAACCUUGUCAAAUAAAUCUUCCUUUUAAAAGCUA
This is a messenger RNA of Mus musculus (house mouse), 6016 nucleotides long. RefSeq names its product heterogeneous nuclear ribonucleoprotein H1 (gene Hnrnph1). Bases 4518 to 5264 code for a protein of 248 amino acids. NCBI's taxonomy places the organism in Eukaryota, Metazoa, Chordata, Mammalia, Rodentia, Muridae. The record is from RefSeq and is a predicted model, not a curated record. The transcript is spliced from 14 exons. Gene Ontology annotation, molecular function: nucleic acid binding; RNA binding. Gene Ontology annotation, cellular component: nucleoplasm.